AGCAGCAGCUCGGCAUUCUAUCCCACUCCCAUUCACACUGACUGCCCCACCCUCUGCCGGCCGGCCGGCCAGUCGGACAGACGGACAGACGGACGGACGGACAGACGGACAGACGGACGGACGGACUUCGCGAGGGCUGAGGCGGCCGGCAAAUUAUGCGACGAGGCGCAAUCAGAUGCAGCAGAAACGAUCUUUCAUCGGCCUCCGUCGGCGACAGUCGGCCGGUUGCAUGUCGUCACGGCCUGCUCGUCCCGUACUCACCGGCCCGACAACAGCACCGGUGACAACAGGCCACAGCCGUCAUCAGUAGUCGUGACGCUGUCGUGCGCACCAGUUGCCGCUUGUCUCGCCCAUCCUCACAUGCACCGACUUUAUCCUCUCGUGGCAGGACUCUACUUCUGCCAACCG
Protopolystoma xenopodis is the source of this 408-nucleotide messenger RNA. Lineage: Eukaryota; Metazoa; Platyhelminthes; Monogenea; Polystomatidea; Polystomatidae. The record is from the annotation of a GenBank genome assembly.